AUGCGUACUCAAAGAAGCAACAGUCGCCUUAGUAUGAGCAGUAAGCAUGGUGGGGGGAGCCGAGCUUCGGAUGAAGAUGGAAAAACAGCUGUCAAAGUCGCCGUCCGUGUUCGUCCGCCUUUAAAACCAGACGACCCCAAUUAUGAAUUGGUUCCACAACGCUUUCAGCGCCCGAUGGUGCAUGUCAUAAAUCCGACCAGUCUAGCAGUGGAUGUCCCGCAGGGCCGCAAGUUGUUUGUUUUCGAUCGCGUAUUCUCCGAGGCGGUUGACCAGGACGGAAUUUGGGAAUAUUUGAGCGACAGUGUGACAUCUUUCUUGCAAGGCUACAAUGUCUCCAUCCUGGCAUAUGGCCAGUCCGGCGCGGGAAAGUCCUAUACCAUGGGAACCUCGGGACCCAGCGAACAACAAGACCCAAAAUCCAUGGGAAUCAUUCCUCGUGCCGCGCAGCUCCUUUUCGAGAAAUUGGACGGCCCGCCGAAGCAUAACCGUCACAGUUCGUCUGGUCUUCGAACUCCAGCUCGGUACUCGGUUGGGUCUACCUCGAGUUUUGGGAAAGCGAAUGUUGAGAAGAAUUGGCAGUUGAAAGCCACCUACGUUGAAAUCUACAACGAGCAAUUGAGAGAUUUGCUUGUCCCAGACAACACGCCCUUCGGUGAUCGCAACGCGGUCACUAUUCGUGAGGAUGCAAAAGGUCGUAUCAUCCUCACCGGCUUACAUCAGGUCACCAUCAAUUCGGUGGAAGACUUGAUGGGCGCCUUGAGCUUCGGAUCCUCGAUCCGACAAACUGACUCGACUGCCAUCAACGCAAAAUCCUCGCGUUCGCACGCCGUGUUCAGCUUGAACCUGGUACAGCGAAAAUCGUCGAACGGGAUUGUGUCACCCAAGGACAAGCGUAUGUCCAUGCCGGUAGAUAUGGCCGCUGGGUCUGACCAAACCAUCACGGUCGACAGCAAAUUGCACUUUGUUGAUUUGGCGGGAAGUGAGAGGUUGAAAAACACCGGGGCCUCGGGCGAGAGGGCGAGGGAAGGUAUCUCGAUCAAUGCCGGUCUUGCUGCACUGGGCAAGGUCAUUUCUCAGCUGUCGUCUCGUCAAGCGGGGUCCCACGUUUCCUACCGCGACUCAAAGUUGACCCGUCUCCUUCAAGACUCCCUCGGUGGAAAUGCCUACACGUACAUGAUUGCCUGUGUGACACCUCCAGAGUUUCAUCUGAGUGAAACGCUCAACACGGUCCAAUACGCGCAGCGAGCUAGAGCGAUUCAGAGUAAACCGCGCAUUCAACAGGUCAAUGAUGAUUCUGACAAACAUGCGGUCAUUGAGCGACUGAAGGCAGAAGUGGCCUUCUUGCGCCAACAAUUACGCAACGCAGAGGAGGCUGACCGACGAAGCAUCGCACCAGCGGAACGAACAGAACGCCAAAAUGAAAGAGAGAUCGAACUUCAAAAUCACUUGCUGGACGUCCAAGAGAGCUACAAUGCGCUCAGUCAGCGCCAUGCCAAGCUUAUCUCGGAGUUGGCGCGAGACUCUGAAAGAGGCGCCGAGACCGAUUCGAAUGACAUCGCCACUGCCGUCGGCAAAAGUUCAGUUGAGCGACUCAAGAGGUCUCAGUCGUUUGCGGAGUCGAUUGAGCAGGUAGUGCUCGAAUACGAGAAAACUAUACAAAGCCUCGAAACGUCCUUGUCAAAUACUCGGUCCUCUUUGUCCACCACCGAAAGCACUCUUCUCGAACGCGAGACUAAAUGUGCCUACAUUGAAACUGUUAACACACAAUUACAAUCUCGCAUUCAGAAACUUUUGGAUCGCGAAGGUAGCACAGAAGCGUAUCUACAUGAGCUAGAAUCUAAGCUCGAUGGACAAUCAUCGGGCGAAGAAAAGCAGCAGGCUAUCGUGUCAGAACUGCGCAAGGAGCUCAGUCGUGCCCGUGAAAGCGAAGCCAAUUGCGAGGAAUAUAUCACUACUCUGGAGGAGCGUCUGGCUGAAGCAGAUCAAGACAUGGAGCUAAUGCAGAGAGAAUUGGAACGGUUGGAGCACGUCGUCGAGCGUCAGCGAAGCCUAGGGAAGCUUGACAACCUUCUUCACGAGCUCGACCACAUUCAACAAAAUGGCACUCAAAAGGAGCACGAGCCCCUUGCUGAGCCUGAGAGCGUCACUGGCUUUCACGCCAAGGGUGCCUUCAACCCUCGUUUACGGGCAACGUCGCUGGACGUAUUAACUGAAGCGGUAGAGACUGCUAUCCCAGAAUCUGAUGAAGGACUGAGCGAAAUAGUGCCUACACUUGCAGACGAGACCCAGGUUGAUGCGCAGUCGGUUGCCGAAGAAGAUGAGCGCGAUUUGAAGGCGUUGGAAAGUGCAACCAACCACCUUCAGCCUGAUGCCGCAAUGUCACAAAGCCGAUCUCCCAGUCCCACUCAGUCCAGAGUCGUUGCGGACAAGCUUGAGACGGUGACGCAGGAACUCUGUGACUUGCGUUUGCAGCAUGAGACCACGCUGAAUGACUAUGAACUCCUCGAGUCUAGGUAUGAGGCUGCUAUGAAGGCUUUGACUGAGCUUCAACAGGAUGCUGCAGAUGAAGCGCGCCAUCCCGCGUCGAACCUCCAGACCCUUCUUUCACCGACUGCGUCUUCCCGUCCGGUAUCUUUUUUAGACGAUGCGAAGAUCCCCGAGUCGAGAGUUGGAACACAACGUUCCUUCUCGCAAUCACUCUCUUCGGAGUUAUCCUUGGCCGGGGAGCCUGCUGCUUCGCACGAACCAUCUAAUACAAAUGAGCAAUUGACUGAGCAGGAGGUCCCCAACAGUGCUCGAAUCUCUGAGGCCGACGAAGCCAGGGCUCAGGAGGUCGAGCAGAUGCGUCGUUUGCUCUCUGAGCAUCAGGAAGGUGUUAGUAUCAUGACGCAGAAGUACGCUCAGCUGCAGGCUGAGCACGAACAAACUCUCGGCCUCAUUGAAACACUCAAGGCCGAACUUCAGAAACCCAAGUCAUCCUCGCCGCCAACCACCCCGGGCUUCAAGUCUUCUGUUAUCAGACGCAAGGCAAGCCAGAGUCUGAUUGGUAGUGUGGAUCGUGCUCAUCGAUGCUUAGCCGCCUUGCGCAACAUCGCCUCGGAGGAAUUCGAGUCUCGUCCUGAUACAAUGCAAAACUUUGAGGUUCACCUCGAUUCCGCUAUGCACGAACUGUACAGUCGCAUGGAGCGCAUUCAGGCGCUCGAGGCCGAGAACCAGAGUGUCAAAAAAGAGAUGGAGAUGAAGUCGACCAUCAUUUCCGGACUCACUCGUGAGAGAUCCAGCUUGCAGGGUGGUGCAUCCCAGGUAGAUAUGGGGCUCGUUUCUCAACUGCGUGACCAAGUCGUUCAACAAGAAAAUAUCAUCACUGAAAUGAAAGAAGCACACGAGGCUAGAGAAAAGCAACUCCUGGCUGAGAUUGAGGAACUCAAGGGUCUUCUCAAAACCCAGGAAGAAGCCGCCAAGGCCUACGACGCUGGUGCUGAAGAACAGGAUCGGAAGAUCGAUUCUCUCAACGGUGAGCUUUUCGAGUGGAAGAACAAGCAUCAUAACGCCGUCCAAUCUCUGCAAUCCUCGGAAGAGCAGCUUAGUGCCACUCUUGCGGAGCUUGAUAGUGCCCUGGCCUCUCUGGAUACAAUGCGUACCGAACAGGCCGCUGCAGGCGAAGCAUCUGCUUCUAAAGAGGCUGCCGCAAGAGAACUGGAGAGCGAGAGAGUGCAACAGGAAGAAACGGUCAGUAAGCUGAAACGGGUCAUCGAGGAACAUCAAUCUACCGCCACCAUCAACCUUGAAAAGAUCGCGUCUCUGGAGAAGCUGUAUGCGGAGGCUCAGCAGCAAUUGUCAGCACUCCAGGCCGCUGAAAUAAGCGAUGGAGAUGAGGUGGAGAUGCAUCAAUCCCGCAUGACUGAUUUGGAGAAAGAGAUUGAAACCCACAAAUCGCUUGCCAAUUCUUACAAGAAGGACCUCGAGUCCCUGCAGGAAAUUCACAGACAAGAGAAGGGAGAAUUGGAAUCCCGCGCAAGAGCCGCCGCGCAGGCUGAAUAUGAGACACGUUUCACCGAGAUGAACGCUGACCAUGAACAAGCCAUGAACAAAUUGAGAUCUGAGAUCAUGGAAUCACGCGACGAAUUGACGAAUCUGAUACACACGGUCGCGCGAGUGUUGAACUCCGAUGUCACGGCUGACAACCUCGCGGACCAGAUCCAAGACGUCUUGAUGCAAAAGCAGCACUUCUCUGAAAAGUAUGCAGAGCUCAUGGAUAUGAAUGAUGAUUUGCGCAAGCAACUGGACGAUAAAGGCAGUGAAGCCAGCCGUCUGGAUGAGCUCACCCGAAAUAGCGCGGCUAAAGACGCCAAGGUGAAUGAGCUUGCUCUUCUGGUCGCGACGCUGGAAGAUACCCUUUUGCAAAAGGAUGAACAGGUAAAGAAGAAAGAGGCGCUUCUUGCAGAAGUCCAAGAAGAAAAGGAGAGGAGCGUCCGUCUUGUUGAAGAGCUCGAGGAACAAAUCACGAACAGUUUCGACCAGCACAACAAACGCCUUUCCGUAAUCCAGCAAGAGCGCGACCAAGCUCUGGAGGAUGCCAAGGUCAAAAUCGCCACUUAUGAGAAGGAAAUUGAGACCUACCGUUUGCGCAUUGAGCAGCUUGAGCUUCAGCUCAAGAACCACGAUAGCUCUCACGAUCGCAGCAGCUCGAUCACGUCUAACCUCCGCAAGAGCUCCUCGGCAACCUCCCUUCCUUCUCCACCACCGGCAAUUCCAUUGCCACCACUUCCUAAUAUUGCAUCCGCCGCCAACGGAGGCGGUAGCAUCUCUCCGCCCAGCUCGCGUCACACUAGCAAGGAAUUGGUCAGCACACAAAUCGUUGAGGACCAAGAAGCGCGCAUCCGAACCAUUGAAAAGCACCUGAAUGCUGAGAAACAGCUUACAGCUACUUUGGAAGAAGCUCUUGGUGACCUCGAAGCCCAGAGUAAUAAAGUCAAGACCGACUGUGACACUUGGAAAAAGAAGGCUUGGCAAUUGGAAGAGGAGCUGACGACGUUGCGUAAAGAGCGUAACUCGCAACGCCUUUCUCUCCAGGCUGUUGAGGAGGAGAGGAGUGCUCGCCGGGAGGCCGAAGCCGCCAGAGCGCAGCUUGAAGAACGCAUGAAUGCGCUCAACAAGAAGAAGAAGAAGAGCACACUCAACUGCUUCUAA
Messenger RNA from Aspergillus homomorphus CBS 101889, 5190 nucleotides. Its product is annotated as kinesin family protein. Lineage: Eukaryota; Fungi; Ascomycota; Eurotiomycetes; Eurotiales; Aspergillaceae. The transcript has 5 exons. Gene Ontology annotation, biological process: mitotic spindle organization; microtubule-based movement. The coding region runs from base 1 to 5190 and encodes 1729 amino acids. Gene Ontology annotation, molecular function: microtubule binding; ATP binding; microtubule motor activity. The record is from RefSeq and is a predicted model, not a curated record.